UCGUUCAUCUCGUUACGUAGUGACGUGCAGUGUUUUGGCUGAGGAGAAGUUGCAGCUCGGUUCACUACCACUUGCACCAACUUUUACCCCUUUUACUUGGAAUUUUCAGUUCAAAAUGUUUAAAGAAUUGAAGGAAUAAUACACACUUAAUUACUUUGCUUAAAGGUGUUGUUUUAUCUAGCUGGCUCUUUGGACAGAGGAUGAGUCGUGCUGGAAUAUGAAGCUCUAUGGGCGGAUGGUAUAGCGCUAACGCUUAGCUACAUUUACACUUGAUACGGAGUGUGUCUCUCUCUGCCCUUGCUGAUUCAAAACAUACUUCACCAUCCUGCACUGCCUGUGGAAGUGUCGCUCCCCUCCAUCGCCUGUUGUCAUGGCGCCCAAGGACAUCAUGACCAAUUCACACGCCAAGUCCAUCCUGAAUGCCAUGAACGCCUUGAGGAAGAGCAACACUCUGUGUGACAUCACCCUGAGAGUGGAGAACACAGACUUUCCUGCCCACCGCAUUGUACUGGCAGCCUGUAGUGAUUAUUUCUGUGCCAUGUUCACUAGUGAGCUGGCAGAGAAGGGGAAGUCCUUUGUGGAUAUUCAGGGUCUCACAGCCUCCACCAUGGAGAUCCUUUUGGACUUUGUUUACACAGAGACAGUGUUGGUUACUGUAGAGAAUGUACAGGAGCUGCUUCCCGCUGCCUGCCUGCUCCAACUCAAAGGUGUGAAGAGGGCUUGCUGUGAUUUUCUCAACAGUCAGCUAGACCCAUCCAACUGUCUGGGCAUCCGAGAUUUUGCAGACACACAUAACUGCGUUGAUCUGAUGCAGGCAGCAGAUCUUUUUUCCCAGAAGCACUUUUCUGAGGUGGUGCAACAUGAAGAGUUCAUGCUCCUCAGUCAGAGUGAAGUGGAAAAGCUCGUCAAAUGUGAUGAAAUUCAGGUGGACUCUGAGGAGCCAGUGUUUGAAGCAGUGUUAAAUUGGGUAAAACACAACAGGAAAGAACGAGAGCCAUACCUGGCGGACAUGCUAGAAUACGUGCGCUUGCCUCUGCUCACACCACGCUACAUCACUGACGUUAUUGACUCUGAGCCUCUUAUUCGUUGUAGCCUAUCCUGUCGAGACCUUGUGGAUGAAGCCAAGAAAUUUCACCUGAGGCCUGAGUUACGCAGUGAAAUGCAGGGGCCUCGAACGCAACCCAGACUAGGUGCCAAAGAAGUGCUGUUGGUGAUUGGUGGGUUUGGCAGUCAGCAGUCACCCAUUGACGUUGUGGAGAAAUAUGAUCCCAAAACCCAAGAGUGGAGUUUUCUUCCUAACAUUGCACGAAAACGCCGUUAUGUUGCGACUGUUGCCCUCAAUGACCGUGUGUAUGUGAUUGGAGGCUAUGAUGGUCGAUCACGUCUCAGUUCAGUUGAGUGUUUGGACUACACAGCAGAUGAAGAUGGAGUUUGGUACACCGUUGCCACAAUGAACGUUCGACGAGGCCUGGCAGGAGCAACUACACUAGGAGAUAUGAUUUAUGUGGCUGGGGGGUUUGAUGGCAGUCGGCGGCACACCAGCAUGGAGAGAUACGACCCGAACAUUGAUCAGUGGAGUAUGCUGGGGGAUAUGCAGACAGCCAGAGAAGGAGCUGGGCUUGUAGUGGCCAGUGGACUCAUCUACUGCUUGGGUGGUUAUGAUGGAUUGAACAUCCUUAAUUCUGUGGAACGCUAUGACCCACACACUGGCCACUGGACCAGUGUGACUCCCAUGGCCAACAAACGUUCAGGGGCAGGGGUGGCUCUGCUAAAUGACCACAUUUAUGUAGUUGGAGGGUUUGAUGGCACAGCUCAUCUGUCUUCUGUAGAGGUUUAUAAUAUCCGGACAGACUAUUGGACUACUGUGGCCCCCAUGACUACUCCACGCUGCUAUGUUGGAGCCACUGUCCUUAGGGGACGACUGUAUGCCAUUGCAGGAUAUGAUGGCAACUCCCUGCUCAGCAGUAUCGAGUGUUACGAUCCUGUACUAGACAGUUGGGAGGUAGUGACUUCCAUGGCUACGCAACGCUGUGAUGCAGGGGUUUGUGUGCUCAGAGAGAAAUAAGCAUAUGGCUGCCAGAAACAGCUGAUGCCUAUAACUGGCCUAAUAAGUUGCCAUGACUAUGUGCCACGUGUAAUUAGCAUGGAAGAGGAUGCAACCUGGAAACUCAGAUAACGUUAACGCCUGUUUCGUUAUUACUGCAUAAUUUUAACUUCAGACCUUGGUUGUGUUGCCAUGUUUGUGAUGGGCGCACACUGUUGUCUGCCAAAAUGUCUGUACUCUCCAUCCAUUACCCUGUGAUUUUGUGGUGUCUGAGGUUAUUUGAGGUUCAUAUGGAUGAAGUUUAAAAAAGUGCAAUAUUUUAAACUACUGAUGUGUUAAAGACUAAAAAUGCAGAAGAACACAAUGUGUGCUUCAGUGGCUGCUGUUUUUAUACCUUAUUGCCCUUAUUUGUGGGCAAAUAUUUCAACACAUCACACCACAAGUCUUCUGGCUUUCCUACAUAAGAAUAUGAUGUAACAUUGAAAAAAUGGACAUAUAAAGGAAGACCACUGCUUCUGGCUGGAAAUGAACAAUGUACAAGGUUUCUGUGUUGGCACUAAUAUGUCUUCACUGUCCUUUCCUUCUUUAUUUGUUCUCCCAGCCUAUAUAAAGAGAAGUAAUAACCCCACUCCUUGCCUCACAUUUAAAGGUACAGUAAGUAGAAAGAAAGAAAUGUAAAGGAAAAGGUGUGAUCUUUUUUUUCAAACGAGGAAGUUUCCAGCCUUAGCCACAGUUACGUUACCAGCUUUGUUGCUAGCUAAGAUGCUAGCAGUGAAUAAGAAAUCUUUUUUUUUUCUUUUUCUUUUUUUUGGGGGGGGGGGGGUGUUACUUGGUGUACAUCAUUGGGAUUGAGAUACCGUGAACAUCACGAUCAUGUAUGUACUGUGUAUUAAGCUUUUUCUGUUUAAGUGCUUUCAAACGUGAAUCUGAAUGAAUGUAUGAAUUUACAUAAAUGUUCGUUAAACGAUCUUGAAUAUUUGUUAAUUAUUUGUAUUAUAAACAUAUAUGCUCAUUUUUUUUGAGUGGCCAACGACAUUUGCUGUUGUGUAAUGUUUUGCAAUAUGUAUGGUGCCAGGACUGACCUAAUUGUAAGUUGAAUAGUUUACCACCAAGUGUAAUAAAAUAUGUACAUCACUGGUCUCAUUAAAGUCCCAAUGGAUUUGCACGAGAGCCAUGAUCA
Molecule: messenger RNA, 3224 nt
Organism: Tachysurus fulvidraco (yellow catfish)
Lineage: Eukaryota; Metazoa; Chordata; Actinopteri; Siluriformes; Bagridae
Gene: klhl12
Product: kelch-like family member 12
Exons: 12
Coding region: 371-2065 (564 amino acids)
Molecular function (GO): protein binding
Source: RefSeq, a predicted model, not a curated record